Molecule: messenger RNA, 3029 nt
Organism: Nerophis lumbriciformis (worm pipefish)
Lineage: Eukaryota; Metazoa; Chordata; Actinopteri; Syngnathiformes; Syngnathidae
Source: RefSeq, a predicted model, not a curated record
GCUCCUCAGUCGGUCAGUCGCAGCUCAAGAGCGCACAGCGAGCAAGCAAGCAAGUGGGACAAAUGGAAUAUUUCACAGGACUCCGAUCACUUUUAAUAUUCACCUAUGUGCUCUUCAAUGGAAUCCUCGUCACCUUGCAAAGCAAAGAAGAGGUGCUUUUGGACAUGAAGGCCACUGGUGGCGAGCUGGGCUGGUUGACAUGGCCUUUCGAGCAGGGGGACAAACCCGGGUGGGAGGUGGUCCAACGGACUCUGAACGGCUCUCAGUUUUACACCUACUCGGUUUGCAACGUCGGCGAACGUGAACAAGACAACUGGCUGCGCACUACCUUUAUUCAGCGGCGACCAUCAGCCUCACGGGUCUUUGUGGAGCUGCAGUUCAUUGUACGUGACUGCAACUCUUUCGGCGGCGUGUCGAUGACCUGUAAGGAAACCUUCAACCUUUUCACUUCCGAGUCGGAUGUCGACGUAGGCACCACCUUCCGCAAGGGUCAGUUCAAGAAAGUGGCCACUAUCGCUCCUGAUGAAAUCACCAGCAAGAACGAACUGCGUAUUAACACCGAGACUCGGGUGGUGGAGAACCUUUCCCGGAAAGGCUUCUACUUGGCUUUUCAAGAUAUCGGUGCCUGUGUGGCUCUUCUGUCGGUCAGGGUUUACUACAAAACCUGUCCCGCCACAGUAAUGAGCCUGGCAGCCUUCCCUGAAACUGUGGCUGGGGGCGAGAACCAGGCUCUGAGGGAAGUGAGCGGCAUAUGCGUGGAUAACGCCGUCAGUGAAGAGAUGCCUCGCGUGUACUGCACCGUGGAUGGAGAAUGGGUGGUGCCAGUCGGGCACUGCAAGUGCAAGGAGGGCUAUGAAAAAGUCAAAGACGUGUGUCAAGAAUGUCAACCAGGCUUCUUCAAAGCGGAAGCUUCCGGUGAGAAGUGUCAGCCAUGUCCUGCCAACACCCAGGAGUCGGGCUCCGGGGCUUUGUUCUGUUCCUGUAUGGACAGCUUCUAUCGGGCCCCCGGCGACCCCUCAACUGGACCCUGCUCAGGAUUACCCUCCGCUCCCAAAGACCUCACGGCAACCACCACACAAUUAUCCCCUGGAAAACUCCUCCUCUCCUGGAGUCCUCCAGAUGACAGCGGAGGUCGGACAGACUUGACGUACAGCGUGGAAUGCCAGCGCUGCGAGGGCUCUUCCUGCCAGCCCUGCGGUGACAAAAUCCACUAUGAUCCAUCCAGCGUCGGCCUGACCGACACCAGGGUGUCAGUGAGCGAGCUGGAUGCUCACCUCAACUAUACCUUCACUGUGGAGGCUCACAGUGGCGUGUCAAUGUUCGCCAAUCAGGCAAUGCCAUCCUCAAGUGCUUUGACUACAUCCUUGCACUACACAGAUCCACCAAAGAUCACUUCUAUUCGAAUGGUGGAGAGAACGGCCACCAAAUUGUCAAUCUCGUGGGAUGUGUCCCCACGGCCACGUUUCCAACCACGACCGUUCCGCUACGAACUUACCUAUCGCAAAAAGGAUGACAACCUAGAUGUCACCUCCUACACGGUGCUAAUCCUGGAGAAGAAUUCCGUUCAGAUCAAUGAUCUGGCCCCUGGCACAGCCUACCUGUUCAGGGUGCAGGCCCUCAGCAGCGAUGGUAGUUCUGGAGGCUCCAGUGUGGAGGAACAGUUUGAAACCUCAUCUGCAGAACCUCUGACUCAAAGCAACCCCGCGCUCAUUUUCGGCGUGCCAGUCGCUUGCGCAGCAGUGUUGUUCAUAGUCGUCGUGGUCGUCUUCCUACGCAGGCGGAAAAGAAAUUCUCACACCAGACAAGGACCAGAAGAUGCCUACUUCUCCAGCUCAGAGCAACUAAAGCCCUUGAAGACCUACGUGGACCCGCACACGUACGAGGAUCCCAACACAGCUGUCCUGAAGUUUGCCACCGAAAUCCACCCCAGUCACAUCAGCAAACAGAAAGUGAUUGGAGCUGGAGAAUUUGGUGAAGUGUAUCGUGGUAUUUUGAAAGCGCCAGGCAGGAAAGAAGUGGCCGUGGCUGUCAAAACGCUGAAGCCGGGCUACUCCGAGAAGCAGAGGCAGGACUUUCUGGGCGAGGCCUCCAUCAUGGGCCAGUUCUCCCACCAGAACAUCAUCCGCCUGGAGGGGGUGGUCACCAAAUUCAAACAUGCCAUGAUUGUGACAGAAUACAUGGAGAACGGAGCACUGGACAGGUACCUCAGGGACCGCGACGGGGAGAUUUCCUCCUUCCAGCUGGUGGGCAUGCUGCGUGGCAUCGCUGCAGGCAUGAAGUACCUCUCUGAUAUGAGCUACGUCCACCGUGACCUGGCCGCUAGGAACAUUCUGGUCAACACCACUCUCGAAUGUAAAGUGUCUGACUUUGGAUUAUCGCGAGUAUUGGAAGAUGAUCCAGAGGGGACUUACACCACAAGUGGAGGAAAGAUCCCUAUUCGCUGGACAGCUCCGGAGGCAAUCGCGUACAGGAAGUUCACAUCAGCGAGCGACGUAUGGAGUUUUGGCAUCGUCAUGUGGGAGGUGAUGGCGUUUGGCGAAAGGCCUUACUGGGACAUGAGUAAUCACGAGGUGAUGAAGGCUAUCAACGAGGCUUUCAGGCUGCCGGCACCCAUGGAUUGCCCCUCAGCUGUUUACCAGCUCAUGCUCCAGUGCUGGCUCCAGGACCGUUCUAAGAGACCGCGUUUCGGGGACAUUGUCAGCCUGCUGGACAAACUUCUGCGGAGUCCAGAAUCACUCAAGGCCAUUGCUGACUUUGACCCACGUGUAUCCAUCCGUCUUCCCAGCUUCAGCGGCUCAGACGGCUCGCCAUUCAGAUCGGUGUCCGAGUGGCUGGAGUCCAUAAAGAUGAGCCAGUACAGCGACAACUUCAGCUGCGCCGGCAUCGUCAGCAUGGACCAGGUCAUGCAGAUGAAAAACGAGGACAUUAAGAACAUCGGAGUCAGGCUUCCUGGACAUUUGAAAAGAAUUGCCUACAGCAUUUUGGGCUUAAAGGACCAGACCAGCACCUUGAGCGUGUUCGCUGUGUGA